GCAAGGCUGCUCCUGGGUCCCGCUCCGGGCAGCUUCACUGGCUUCUGAAUAAAAGUCUUUGGCUUCUCUGUCUCAUGGGUCAGCCUCUUCUGAAGCUCUUUGAAAAGUGCAACCAGGAAAACCUUUGGAGGAAGUUCUGCUUGCAGGAUCCCAUCUGGCUCAGUCACCGGGACCGGAAGUUUCGUCUUCUCAGCAUUUGGAUUCGUGCUGGAGCUCAUCCUCCUGCCCAUCUUCCAACCUUUUGGCCAAAGUUCUGCUUGUUACAGUUUCCUUGGAUUGAAAGCUGUGGACGUGAGCAGCCCCUGGAAACUAUGCAGAGGGAGGAACACUUUGGCCAGAGGUCCCUUCAGAGGAAUCUGGGGAGACUCUACAAAUGCUCCAAGUGCGGGAAAUCCUUUGGUCACCAGUCCCUCCUUUUGAUCCACCGGAAGCUGCAUACGGGGAAUGGAUCCCACCUGUGUUUUCAUUGUGGAAACUCCUUUCCUGGAAUGUGGAGCUUUGCCAAACAUCUCCGGAACCACCCUGGACUGAAGCCUUACAAAUGCGGAGAGUGCGGGGAGCGUUUUGCUAAAGGAUCGGACCUUGGAGCCCAUCAGGGAAUCCACCAGGGAAAGAGAUCUCAGGAAUCCUGGAAGCGCUGGGGAAGAUUUCCUGGGAGACGGCAUCUUUCUAGGCCUCAGAAGAGCCCGGCUGAAGAGAAGCCCUGCAAGUGUGUGCAAUGUGGGCUGUGCUUUUCUCAAAACUCACAGCUGCUUAAACAUCAACAAAUCCACGCCAGAGAGAAACCUUAUCAAUGUCUUGAGCGUGGGAAAUCUUUCCGUUAUAAACAAUUAUUUAGAAAACAUGAGAUUAUUCACACAGGGCAGAGUCCUUAUAAAUGCUUGAAGUGUGGAAAAUGUUUCACUCGGAGCUCAUCUCUUUGCCAACAUAAUAAAACACACACAAAGGAAAGCAAAACGUGCCUAGAAUGUGGGAAAUCUUUUUCUAACAAAUCAUGCCUGCUGAAUCAUCAGAGAACUCACACUGGAGAAAGACCCUAUGAAUGCCUAGAAUGUGGGAGAUGUUUUGGUCACAAGCCAACACUAAUGCGACAUCAAAGAAUUCACACUGUGGAAAGACCCUAUGAAUGCUCAGAAUGUGGGAGAUGUUUUCGUGACAAGUCUCACCUAAUUCGACAUCAAAGAAUUCACACUGGGGAAAGACCCUAUCAAUGCCCAGAAUGUGAGAAAAGAUUUGUGGCGUCUUCUACACUUCGGAGCCACCAAAGGACACACACGGGAGAAAAACUAUACAAAUGUAAUGAUUGUGAUAAAUGUUUUUCUCGGAAGAAAACUCUUUUUCAACAUCAGAGUAUCCAUACAGGGGUGAAGCCCUUUAUGUGCAUCGAGUGUGGAACAUUUUUCCGUACAAAACAAAGCCUCCGAAGUCAUGAGAAUGUUCACAGAGGGGAAAAAAAGUUCAAAUGUUUAGACUGUGGGAAAGCAUUUGCUCAUUCAUCAACCUUUAGAAUUCACUGCCAAAUCCAUACGGGUCAGAAACCCCACAAAUGCCCACUGUGUGAGAAAUCUUUUACCCGGAAAGAUGCACUUUUGAUACAUCAGAGUAAGCACAGUGGAGAGAAGCAAUAUAAAUGUCCGGAGUGUGAGAAAACUUUUCUUUGCAAGUAUUAUCUUAGAAGACAUGAGAGGAUUCACAAAGGAGAAAAUGAAAUGUGCCCAGAAUGUGGGAAAUGUUUUGGCACAAAGUCACACCUAAUUCGACAUCAGGUACUUCACACUGGAGAAAGACCCUAUCAAUGCCCAGAAUGUGGGAGAUGUUUUGGCAUAAAGUCGCACCUAAUUCGACAUCAGAGACUUCACACUGGAGAAAGACCUUAUCAAUGCCCAGAAUGUGAGAAAACAUUUAUGGAGUCUGGUGAACUUCGGAGACAUCAGAAGGGACACACAGGAGAGAGGCCCUGUAAAUGUGCGGAGUGUGGGAAAGGUUUUCCCACAGAAACACGACUACGGGCUCAUCAGAGAAUCCACACGGGGGAGAAGCCAUACCUGUGUGUGGAGUGUGGGAAAUGUUUUUCCCAAAAACAACACCUUGCAAGGCAUCAAAAGAUCCAUACGCGAGUGAAGCCAUAGAGAUGUAUAGAGUGUGGUAAUGUUUUGCUCAAAAGCGAGACAUCAGAAAAAUCAUAUGGAAAAAGCCCUUAUAGGCCCAGAUGGUAGAACAGUGUUUCAUAGUUGUUCAACCCUUAGAAGUCAUAUAAGAGUUCAUUAAGGGAGGGAGGGAAUUAGAAACUCUCAGAUCAUGGGAGCAUUUUCUUGUCAAUCGUCCCUUACAAAUCACACUCUAAUCCAUAUAGGAAAGAUGCACCUUAAAUGUUUGAAGUGUGAUGUAUGGUUUAGCUGGAAAAAUACUCUUUCGGCAUCAGUUAAUUCUUACUGGAAAGAACCUUUUUAUCGGGGCUUAGAAUGUGGUAAAGUUUUUUAUCUGCUCAUCAGAUCUUCAGAUGCACAUGAAAAACCCACACAGGAGGAAAACCUUACAGGUAUAUCACCUGAGAAUACUUUUCCUUGCCUCCUGGAGUUUGUCCGUUAAAAUUGCCUCCCUGGAAUUUUUCUUGCCAAGUUAAAAAAAAAAUUCAUAAUUAAAAAAAAAUAAGACUUGUAUGUAAGACUUUGUAAGACUUUGUAUGUAAGACUUUGUAAGACUUUGUAUGUAAAUAUGAAAAUCUGAUGUGAGUGUGAAAACCUAAUAUCUAAUGUGAAAUUGUCUGGAAUCGUAUAAGGACUCCUGCAUUGGGCAGGGAAGGUAGGACUAGAACAGGGAUCUCCAACCUUGGCAACUUUAAGCCUGGCGGACUUCAACUCCCAGAAUUCCCCAGCCAGCAAUGCUGCCUGGAGAAUUCUGGGAGUUGAAGUCCACCAGGCUUAAAGUUGCCAAGGUUGGAGACCUCUGGACUAGAAGACUACAGCUCUGUUAUUCUGUGGUAGGUCCCUUCUAGACAGAGGUGGUAUUCAACCGGUUCAGACAGGUUCAGGUGAACCCAUAGUGGAAAUUUUAACUGGUUCAAAGAACCAUCAAAUAUCACCUCUGGCUUCCCCGCCCCCGCUCACUCACCACUCGGCUGCCCGCUCGCCCCGCCCUAUAUAACUUGCCUUUGCCAUGCAGCCCAGCUAAUCUCUGUGCCUCGCCUCCACACCUCACCCAUCCUGCUUACCAAAGGUAAGCAUGCCAUCUGCUCGCACUUCGCCUCGGGCCUCGACCCAGGCAUGCGCCAUUCCCUGGCUCCGGCCUUUCCCUGGAGCCUGCACCCGCUGGCCGCUUGCCUCAGCCGGUUCGUGUAAUGUGCCAUUCCUCAGCUCCAGCCUUGCCCUGGAGGCUCUGCCUGUGCUUCACAACUGGGUCAUGGAAUUUGCCAUUCUCUGGCUCUGGCUUUGCCCCACAGCCUCCGCCAGCUCACCUAACCGUCCAAACAUUUUCAACCUGUUUAUUAAUGAACAUUAUUCGUGAACCUGUUUAUUCAUGAAACAAAUUCCAGAUUGGGCUAAAGUUCAUCUCUGGGGUUUUGUACGUUUUGUAUCACGAUACAAAAAAGAUGUUGAGCCCAAUAAAUGUGCAGGGAAGAGCAACAAAUACAAGCAGGGGACUGGAGGCUAUUACAUGAAAGGAAUGGUUGUAGGAACUGGUUAUGUCUGGUCAGAGUGAAGAAGAGUAAAGGGGAAGCUGAGAAAUCAACCGAUUGCAAAAGGAUCAACUGUUUCAUAGAGUUAAUUAAGAGAAACAUUUAGAGUAGGCAAAAUAAGAUUUGGAAUUGAACAAAUGCCUAAUUUAAAAUUGUAUUAUGAAGCAGCUGCUCUUUCUGUAAUUAGUGAUUGGUUUAAUUUGACGGAGGAAAGGAUUUUGAAUAUAGAAGGUUAUGAUUUAUUAUAUGGAUGGCAUGCAUAUUUAUUGUAUGAUAAGAAAGUAGAUAAAGCAUUUAAGAAUCAUGUGUUGAGAAUUUCUCUUCUGCGUGUCUGGAAAAAAUAUUAUUAUAAGUUAAAUUAUAAAAUUCCUAUAUGGGCAAGUCCUCAGCAUGCAGUAGAGAAUAUAAAUAUAGAACAGGAAGAAGAAAUGAUUACUUAUAAAGAUCAUUUAUAUAAUGAGAGGGGAAAUUUACAACUAAAAUCUUUGGAUACAUUAAAAGAAGAAGGGAGGAAUUAUACUUGGUUUCAAUAUGGACAGUUAAAGGCUAGAUGGAAAGAAGAUCAGAAAAUUGGUAUUAUUCAAAAUGAAGAAAAUUUGGUUAAACAAAUUAGAAAUCAAACCCAGGGGCAUAUAAAGAGAUUGUAUAAUGUGUUGAUAGAAAUAGAUUCUGAAAGAAAUUUAAUAAAGGAUUGUAUGAUAAAAUGGGCACAGAAUAUUCAGGAACCAAUAAUGCUGGAAACAUGGGAAAAAAUUUGGGUUAGAAAUAUUAAAUUUACGCAAGCGCAGAAUUUAAGGGAAAAUUUUUAUAAGAUGUUUUAUAGAUGGCAUUUAGAUCCUAAGAAAUUAUCAUGUAUGUAUCCAGAUAUGCAAGCGAAAUGUGGGAGAUGUAAUUCUGAUGAUGCUACAUAUUUUCAUGUAUGGUGGACUUGUAAGAAAAUUAAGUCUUUCUAGAUAGGAAUUUAGUGGAUUAUGCAGAAUGUUCUGAAGAAGAAGAUAAAGUUCCUACCGCAAUUUUUCCUUUUGGGAAUAACAACAGACUUUACAGUGAUUGAGACUAAAUUGAUUUUGAAUUUAAUAACAGCAGCAAGCAAUAUUGUUGAUUGGACAAUAUUGGAAGAAAAAAGAAUUACCCACAAUAGAAGAAUGGAUAUUGAAAGUUUCCAAUUUGGCUGAGAUGGCUAAAAUCUCAGCCUUCUUGAAAGACCAUACUCAAGAAAAAUAUCUAAACGAAUGGAAGAAUUGGUUUGAUUAUAUUCAAAAUAGAUAUCAGAUUAAGAAAUUUCAGAUUGCCUUUGAAUGAAGGAUGUUGUUUUUGAUUUUAAUGGAAGAAGUCAGGUUAUGUGAGAGAGAAGGAUUAUAAUUGUGUUAGAUUUUAAAAAUUUAAUGUAUGAUUGUUUGUUUAUUGAACUAUACCUUGUGUUUG
Messenger RNA from Ahaetulla prasina, 5101 nucleotides. RefSeq names its product zinc finger protein 260-like. Gene Ontology annotation, biological process: regulation of immune system process; regulation of cytokine production; negative regulation of transcription by RNA polymerase II. The record is from RefSeq and is a predicted model, not a curated record. Lineage: Eukaryota; Metazoa; Chordata; Lepidosauria; Squamata; Colubridae. The transcript is spliced from 3 exons. The coding region runs from base 75 to 2129 and encodes 684 amino acids.